Molecule: messenger RNA, 10349 nt
Organism: Myotis myotis
Lineage: Eukaryota; Metazoa; Chordata; Mammalia; Chiroptera; Vespertilionidae
Gene: USP24
Product: ubiquitin specific peptidase 24
Exons: 68
Coding region: 2157-9491 (2444 amino acids)
Biological process (GO): protein deubiquitination
Cellular component (GO): cytosol; nucleus
Molecular function (GO): protein binding; cysteine-type endopeptidase activity; cysteine-type deubiquitinase activity
Source: RefSeq, a predicted model, not a curated record
UUUUAUUAUAUAGGAUAGAUUCUCAGCCAAAGGAAAAUACUGAAUAAGAAUUCUUUACAAAAAUAGAGGACAGAAUACCUUAUUUUCCAAGGAGGAAUCUUGAAAAUUUUGUUGAAGAGGUGAUAUUUAAACUGGGUUUGAAGAAAGUCUCAGUUUGUUUGGAGUGCUAUAAAAAAAAAUACCGUAGAUGGAAGGCUUAUAAAGAACACAAAGUUAUUUCUCAUAGUUCUGCAGGCUAAGAAAUCCAAGGUCAAGAUUCAGCAUCUAGUAAGGACUCACUUCUGGUUCAUAGAUGGCCGUCUUCUCACUAUUACCUCACUUGGUGGUAGGAACAAGGAAGCUCUCUGUGAUCUCUUUUAUAAGAGCAGAGCUCCCCUGAUUUAAUCACCUCCCCAAAGUGCCAUCUCCAAAUACUAUCACAGGUGGUGAAGAGCCUUGCAUGCCAGUGCAGGAAACUUUCUUUUAUUUUCUAGGCACCUGUGGGCAGCUGGGUGCUAAUGGAGAUUUCUGAACAAGUAAGAAAUGGGAUCAGAUUUCUUUUUUUGGUUUAGUUUAUUUAGUUUUAAAGGAAGAUUACUCUGGCAUUUUGGAAGAGGCACACAAGUGGGAUAGAAUGGGAAUGUGGGGGCAGGGAUGACAGUUAAAAGAGUAUAGCAGAGAGAAAUCUAAGCAACAUACAGCUAGGACCUCAACUAAGGCAGUGGUUGCCUAGGAAAGACUUGGGGGCAAUUUUUUGAGGUAGAAUCAUUUGGAAUGGUGACCAACGGGUUGGGAAGAUGAAACACAGUUUCUGAGAUUAGGAAUAUUAGAGAAGAAACAAAUUUGAAGCUGAACACUGAGUUCUGUGUAGAUAUGAUAAAUGUAAGUGCCUUUAGGACACCAACGUUGAAGAGUCAGACGGGGAGACAGAAACACUUAUCUGAAGCUUGAAGAGAAGUCUGAGCUGCUGUUUAUGAUGGUGCCUGUUUGUUGUAGUUGGCCCCCUACAUGUAUUAGCUCUUAUCUGCAUCAUAAUCCUGCAAGUAAACACUAUUUGUAUUUUUUGUUGUUGUUGAGAAAACCAAGGUACAUGGAUAGUUUAAGAAGCUUAUUCAGGGUCACAGCUAGCAACCGAUGGUGACAGAAUCAACAUUUAGAUCUGUCAUAUAGGAAUAUAUAGUCAAAGAAAUUUCAGCAAAAUUAAGAAUAAAAGAUAAUUGUUCAUGCUACAUUACCACUUAUUUAGAAUUUUAGGCAUAUCAGUGGAUUAAGAAAUACUAGUGCUUUGGACAAAAAAGAAGUUUUAAUUGGUAAUCAGUCCUUUCUUCCCAAAUCUAAGUUUUUUAUUUGUUUGUUUUUAUGAGAACGUUUUACCUCCAUUCUGGAGUGGUGCUUUUUGGGGCUGUGCCAUUCUACUAAUUUUAGGAGAAAUUGGAAUAAGUAUGCUUAUUCUAGAACCUGAGAUUUAAAGAAACCUUGUCUUGAAUUCUCAUCCCAUUCUGAACACAUGAAUGACUGCUGGUUUUAGGCAGGAGAUCAUAAGAUAUACACCUUAUUCUGAGUGACUUGUCUUACUUGCGCAUGGUUUGCCCAUUUAAAAAAUGAAGAUGAUAAUACUUGCCUCAUGGGGUUUGGCACAACUCCUGAUACAUAGGAGCUAAGUACUCAGUAGAUACAUUAAUUCUCCUAUUGCCACUCACUCCUUUUUCUCUCACCUGAAUAUAUCAAAUCCUCUUUACCAUCGCUUUCCUUCCUGUUGUUGAAACUGAAGGUCCAAUUCAGCUAUGUUUUGUUCCUGGCAUUAAUGAUUUGUAAGUGCCAAACCUUCCAUCUAAAUGAAAGGUUAAAUUUUAUAUGUAAGAUAUCACCUUUGAAUUAUAAGACAACUUCUCAUGAAAACAUUGUUUCCAUAAUAAAUGAAUAGCCACCAAGGAUUAUGAAAGGGACUACAAGAAGUAUCAGCCUUCAUAGACAAGAAGAAUGAUGAAAAUGGAAACUGCUCAGGGGAAGGAAUUGAAUUCCCUACAACAAACUUAUAUGAACUGGAAAGCCGUGUUUUGACUGAUCAUUGGUCCAUCCCUUACAAGAGAGAAGAAUCACUAGGAAAAUGCUUGUUGGCGUCUACCUACCUUGCAAGACUUGGUCUUUCCGAGUCUGAUGAGAAUUGUAAAAGAUUUAUGGAUAGGUGUAUGCCUGAAGCAUUUAAAAAGCUCCUAACAUCAAGUGCUGUUCACAAGUGGGGUACUGAAAUUCAUGAAGGGAUCUACAACAUGUUGAUGCUCUUAAUAGAACUGGUUGCAGAGAGAAUAAAACAAGAUCCAAUUCCCAUUGGUCUCCUGGGUGUGCUUACAAUGGCUUUCAAUCCUGAUAAUGAAUACCAUUUUAAAAACAGAAUGAAAGUGUCUCAAAGGAAUUGGGCAGAAGUGUUCGGAGAGGGAAAUAUGUUUGCUAUCUCACCUGUAUCUACUUUCCAAAAGGAACCUCAUGGAUGGGUUGUGGAUUUGGUAAACAAGUUUGGAGAAUUGGGUGGAUUUGCAGCAAUUCAAGCUAAGCUCCGUUCAGAAGAUAUAGAACUUGGGGCAGUCUCAGCAUUGGUGCAGCCCUUAGGGGUGUGUGCAGAGUACCUCAAUUCCUCAGUGGUUCAGCCUAUGCUAGACCCGGUCAUCCUUACUACAAUCCAGGAUGUGCGGAGUGUGGAGGAAAAGGACCUCAAAGACAAGAGAUUGGUUAGUAUCCCCGAGCUCUUGUCUGCCAUCAAGUUACUUUGCAUGCGCUUCCAACCAGAACUGGUGACUGUAGUGGACGACCUUCGAUUAGACAUCCUACUGCGCAUGCUGAAAUCACCCCACUUUAGCGCUAAAAUGAAUUCCCUCAAAGAAGUAACCAAACUAAUAGAAGAUAGCACUUUAUCCAAAUCUGUGAAGAAUGCUAUAGAUACAGACAGAUUGUUAGAUUGGCUAGUUGAAAACUCAGUUCUUUCAAUUGCACUGGAAGGCAACAUAGACCAAGCACAGUACUGUGAUCGUAUAAAGGGAAUUAUUGAACUCUUGGGCAGUAAAUUAUCUUUAGAUGAACUCACUAAAAUUUGGAAGAUACAGUCAGGACAAUCAUCUACUGUGAUCGAGAAUAUUCAUACUAUUAUUGCUGCAGCAGCUGUCAAGUUUAAUUCAGAUCAGCUCAACCAUUUGUUUGUUCUCAUUCAGAAGAGCUGGGAGACUGAGAGCGAUCGAGUAAGACAGAAGCUAUUGAGCCUGAUUGGACGGAUAGGCCGGGAAGCACGCUUUGAGACCACUUCUGGAAAGGUGUUAGAUGUACUCUGGGAACUGGCUCAUCUUCCAACACUGCCCAGCAGCCUCAUUCAGCAAGCUUUGGAUGAACACCUGACAAUCCUUAGUGACGCAUAUGCAGUGAAAGAAGCGAUCAAGAGGAGCUACAUCAUCAAGUGCAUAGAAGAUAUUAAAAGGCCUGGAGAAUGGUCAGGUUUGGAAAAAAAGAAGGAUGGAUUCAAGUCAUCUCAGCUUAACAAUCCCCAGUUUGUAUGGGUGGUACCAGCUUUGCGUCAGCUCCAUGAAAUCACCCGUUCAUUCAUAAAACAAACCUAUCAAAAGCAAGACAAGAGCAUUAUUCAAGACUUGAAGAAAAAUUUUGAAAUAGUGAAAUUGGUAACGGGAAGUUUGAUAGCUUGUCAUCGGCUUGCAGCAGCCAUGGCUGGACCUGGAGGCUUGACUGGUUCAACACUAGUGGAUGGCCGAUACACUUACCGGGAGUAUUUAGAAGCCCAUCUAAAAUUUCUGGCAUUUUUCUUGCAAGAAGCUACUCUGUAUUUGGGUUGGAAUCGUGCCAAGGAAAUCUGGGAGUGUCUUGUGACUGGCCAGGAUGUUUGUGAAUUAGAUAGAGAGAUGUGUUUUGAAUGGUUUACAAAAGGGCAACAUGACCUUGAGAGUGAUGUUCAGCAGCAGCUUUUCAAGGAGAAGAUUCUUAAAUUGGAAUCAUAUGAAAUCACUAUGAAUGGUUUUAACUUAUUUAAGACUUUUUUUGAAAAUGUGAAUCUCUGUGAUCAUCGAUUGAAAAGACAAGGAGCUCAGUUGUAUGUAGAAAAGCUGGAAUUGAUAGGAAUGGAUUUCAUUUGGAAAAUAGCCAUGGAAUCACCUGAUGAAGAAAUUGCAAAUGAAGCUAUUCAGUUAAUCAUAAACUAUAGUUACAUUAAUCUAAAUCCUAGGUUAAAGAAGGAUUCUGUAUCAUUGCAUAAGAAAUUCAUUGCUGAUUGCUAUACAAGAUUAGAAGCAGCCAGUUCAGCACUUGGCGGCCCCACUCUAACACAUGCUGUGACCAGAGCAACAAAAAUGCUUACAGCAACUGCCAUGCCAACUGUAGCAACAUCAGUUCAGUCUCCAUAUAGAUCCACUAAACUUGUAAUCAUUGAGAGGUUGCUGCUUCUGGCAGAACGUUAUGUGAUCACUAUAGAGGAUUUUUACUCUGUUCUACGAACUAUUCUACCUCAUGGUGCCUCAUUUCAUGGACAUCUUCUAACGCUUAAUGUUACUUAUGAGUCUACCAAAGAUACCUUUACUGUAGAGGCUCACAGUAAUGAAACCAUAGGGAGUGUCCGGUGGAAGAUAGCCAAGCAGUUGUGCUGUCCUGUGGAUAAUAUACAGAUAUUUACAAAUGAUAGUCUGCUGACAGUAAAUAAAGAUCAAAAGUUACUCCACCAGCUGGGCUUUUCUGAUGAACAGAUGCUUACGGUGAAGACUUCUGGCAGCGGAACCCCAUCCGGGAGCUCUGCAGAUUCCUCCACCAGCUCCAGCAGCAGCAGCAGUGGAGUUUUUAGUUCAUCAUAUGCCAUGGAGCAGGAGAAAUCCCUUCCUGGUGUUGUGAUGGCACUUGUGUGUAAUGUAUUUGACAUGCUUUACCAGCUUGCCAAUCUAGAGGAGCCAAGGAUAACUCUACGAGUACGAAAGCUUCUGCUCUUAAUACCCACUGAUCCAGCCAUUCAGGAAGCCCUUGACCAACUGGAUUCUUUAGGAAGAAAGAAAACAUUGCUGUCUGAAACAAGCUCUCAGUCUUCAAAAUCUCCAUCCCUCUCUUCAAAGCAGCAGCACCAGCCAAGCGCCAGCUCAAUUCUAGAGAGUCUCUUUCGAUCUUUUGCUCCAGGAAUGUCCACCUUUCGAGUGCUUUACAACUUAGAAGUUCUAAGCUCCAAACUUAUGCCAACAGCUGAUGAUGACAUGGCAAGAAACUGUGCAAAAUCCUUCUGUGAGAACUUCCUCAAAGCAGGUGGUUUGAGUUUGGUUGUAAAUGUCAUGCAGAGGGACUCCAUCCCAUCAGAAGUCGACUAUGAAACAAGGCAGGGAGUUUAUUCUAUCUGUCUGCAACUCGCAAGAUUUUUACUUGUUGGACAAACAAUGCCCACGUUAUUAGAUGAAGACAUUGCCAAAGAUGGUAUAGAGGCACUUUCUUCUCGCCCAUUCCGAAACGUUAGCCGGCAGACCAGCAGGCAGAUGUCCCUAUGUGGUACCCCAGAAAAGUCGUCCUACCGACAGUUGUCAGUGUCUGAUAGGUCUUCUAUUAGGGUGGAGGAAAUCAUUCCUGCUGCACGAGUUGCAAUACAAACAAUGGAAGUAAAUGAUUUUACUUCCACUGUGGCUUGUUUCAUGAGACUGUCGUGGGCUGCUGCUGCAGGACGACUUGACCUUGUUGGGAGUAGCCAACCAAUAAAAGAAAGUAAUUCUCUGUUUCCUGCUGGAAUUCGAAACAGGCUCAGCAGUUCAGGAAGCAAUUGCAGCUCUGGAAGUGAAGGAGAGCCAGUUGCCCUGCACGCAGGCAUCUGUGUGCGCCAGCAGUCCGUGUCCACCAAAGACUCCCUGAUCGCUGGCGAGGCUCUGUCUCUCCUGGUUACCUGCCUACAGCUUCGGAGCCAACAGCUGGCAUCUUUCUAUAACUUGCCCUGUGUUGCUGAUUUUAUCAUCGAUAUUCUGCUUGGAUCGCCAAGUGCUGAGAUUCGCCGUGUUGCCUGUGAUCAACUGUAUACUCUUAGUCAAACAGAUACUUCAACUCAUCCAGAUGUACAGAAGCCAAAUCAGUUUCUUCUAGGUGUGAUUCUCACAGCUCAGCUGCCUCUCUGGUCUCCAACUAGUAUUAUGAGAGGAGUCAAUCAGAGACUGUUGUCUCAGUGUAUGGAAUAUUUUGACCUGAGGUGCCAAUUAUUAGAUGAUCUGACAACUUCAGAAAUGGAGCAGUUAAGAAUCAGCCCAGCUACCAUGCUUGAAGAUGAGAUUACUUGGCUGGAUAACUUUGAACCUAAUCGCACAGCUGAAUGUGAGACCAGUGAAGCAGACAACAUCUUAUUGGCAGGACACUUACGGCUCAUUAAGACCCUUCUUUCACUCUGUGGGGCAGAAAAAGAAAUACUUGGUUCAUCACUCAUUAAACCAUUGUUAGAUGACUUCCUUUUCCGAGCUUCUAGAAUUAUUUUAAAUAGUCAUUCUCCAGCUGGCAGUGCCGCCAUCAGUCAACAGGACUUUCAUCCAAAGUGUAGUACAGUGAAUAGCCGAUUGGCAGCCUAUGAAGUCCUUGUAAUGUUGGCUGAUAGCUCACUUCCAAAUCUUCAAAUUAUUACAAAAGAACUACUUUCCAUGCAUCAUCAGCCGGACCCUGCUCUUACCAAGGAGUUUGAUUACCUCCCCCCAGUGGACAGCAGGUCCAGUGCAGGGUUUGUGGGUCUGAGGAAUGGUGGCGCCACAUGUUACAUGAACGCCGUCUUCCAGCAGCUGUACAUGCAGCCUGGUCUCCCUGAGGCGUUACUUUCAGUGGAUGACGACACUGACAAUCCAGAUGAUAGUGUAUUCUACCAAGUGCAGUCUCUGUUUGGGCAUUUGAUGGAAAGCAAGCUGCAGUAUUAUGUACCUGAGAACUUUUGGAAGAUUUUCAAAAUGUGGAACAAAGAACUUUAUGUGAGAGAACAACAGGAUGCAUAUGAGUUCUUCACUAGCCUCAUUGAUCAGAUGGAUGAAUAUCUCAAGAAAAUGGGAAGAGACCAAAUUUUUAAGAAUACUUUUCAAGGCAUCUAUUCUGAUCAGAAAAUCUGUAAAGACUGUCCUCACAGAUAUGAGCGAGAGGAAGCUUUCAUGGCUCUCAAUCUAGGAGUUACUUCCUGUCAGAGUUUGGAAAUUUCUUUGGACCAGUUUGUUAGAGGAGAAGUUCUAGAGGGAAGUAAUGCCUAUUACUGUGAAAAGUGUAAAGAAAAGAGAAUAACAGUCAAAAGGACCUGUAUUAAGUCUUUACCUAGUGUCUUGGUCAUUCACCUAAUGAGAUUCGGAUUUGACUGGGAAAGUGGACGCUCCAUUAAAUAUGAUGAACAGAUAAAGUUUCCCUGGAUGUUAAACAUGGAGCCGUACACAGUUUCAGGAAUGGCUCGCCAAGAUUCAUCUUCUGAAGUUGGUGAAAAUGGGCGAAAUAUGGAUCAGGGAGGUGGAGGGUCUCCACGAAAGAAAGUUGCCCUCACAGAAAACUAUGAACUUGUCGGUGUCAUCGUACACAGUGGGCAGGCACAUGCGGGCCACUACUAUUCCUUCAUUAAGGAUAGGCGGGGAUGUGGAAAAGGAAAGUGGUAUAAAUUUAAUGACACCGUUAUAGAAGAAUUUGACCUAAAUGAUGAGACCCUGGAAUAUGAAUGCUUUGGAGGAGAAUAUAGACCAAAAGUUUAUGAUCAAACAAAUCCAUAUACUGAUGUUCGCCGAAGAUACUGGAAUGCCUAUAUGCUCUUCUACCAACGGGUAUCUGAUCAGAACUCCCCAGUCUUACCAAAGAAAAGUCGAGUCAGCGUUGUGCGGCAGGAAGCUGAGGAUCUCUCUCUAUCAGCACCUUCUUCACCAGAAAUUUCACCUCAGUCAUCCCCUAGGCCCCAUAGGCCUAACAAUGACCGGCUCUCUAUUCUAACCAAACUGGUUAAAAAAGGAGAGAAGAAAGGACUGUUUGUGGAGAAAAUGCCUGUUCGAAUAUAUCAGAUGGUGAGAGAUGAAAACCUCAAGUUUAUGAAGAAUAGAGAUGUGUACAGUAGUGAUUAUUUCAGUUUUGUGUUGUCUUUAGCAUCAUUGAAUGCUACUAAAUUAAAGCAUCCAUGCUAUCCUUGCAUGGCAAAGGUAAGCCUACAGCUUGCCAUUCAAUUCCUUUUUCAAACUUAUCUACGGACAAAGAAAAAACUCAGGGUUGACACUGAAGAAUGGAUUGCCACUAUUGAAGCAUUACUUUCAAAAAGUUUUGAUGCUUGUCAGUGGCUAGUUGAAUAUUUUAUUGGUUCUGAAGGACGAGAAUUGAUAAAGAUAUUCUUGCUGGAGUGCAAUGUGAGAGAAGUGCGAGUCGCUGUGGCCACCAUUCUGGAGAAAACCCUGGACAGUGCCUUGUUUUAUCAGGACAAGUUAAAAAGCCUUCACCAGUUACUGGAGGUACUACUUGCUCUGUUGGAUAAAGAUGUCCCAGAAAAUUGUAAAAACUGUGCUCAGUACUUUUUCCUGUUCAACACUUUUGUACAAAAGCAAGGUAUUAGGGCUGGAGACCUCCUCCUGCGGCAUUCAGCUCUGCGACACAUGAUCAGCUUUCUCCUGGGGGCCAGUCGCCAGAACAAUCAGAUACGGCGAUGGAGUUCCGCACAAGCACGAGAAUUUGGGAAUCUUCACAACACAGUGGCAUUACUUGUUUUGUAUUCAGAUGUCUCUUCCCAGAGGAAUGUUGCUCCUGGGGUAUUUAAACAACGGCCACCUAUCAGCAUUGCUCCUUCAAGCCCUCUGCUGCCCCUCCACGAGGAAGUAGAAGCCUUGUUGUUCUUGUCUGAAGGAAAACCUUACCUGUUAGAGGUGAUGUUUGCUCUGCGUGAGCUGACGGGUUCGCUCCUGGCGCUCAUGGAGAUGGUGGUGUACUGCUGCUUCUGCAACGAGCACUUCUCCUUCACUAUGCUGCACUUCAUUAAGAACCAACUAGAAACAGCUCCACCCCACGAGUUAAAGAAUACCUUCCAACUACUGCAUGAGAUAUUGGUCAUUGAAGAUCCCAUACAAGUAGAGCGAGUCAAAUUUGUGUUUGAGACAGAAAAUGGACUACUAGCUCUGAUGCACCACAGUAAUCAUGUGGAUAGCAGUCGCUGCUACCAGUGUGUCAAAUUUCUGGUAACUCUUGCUCAAAAGUGUCCUGCUGCUAAAGAGUACUUCAAGGAGAACUCCCACCACUGGAGCUGGGCUGUGCAGUGGCUGCAGAAGAAGAUGUCAGAACAUUAUUGGACACCGCAAAGCAAUGUCUCUAAUGAAACAUCAACUGGAAAGACUUUUCAGCGGACGAUUUCAGCUCAGGACACACUAGCGUAUGCCACCGCUUUGCUGAAUGAGAAAGAACAGUCAGGGAGCAGCAACGGGUCGGAGAGCAGCCCCGCGAAUGAGAACGGAGACAGGCACCUACAACAGGGUUCAGAAUCGCCUAUGAUGAUUGGCGAGUUAAGAAGUGACCUUGACGACGUGGAUCCCUAGAGGAGCGUGUCCAGCACACGAUGGGGAGUCACAUCGCAGUUACUGGAUGCUUAGCACCUGUUUGAAACCAGAAUCGCACCUUGAACCCUUUAGAAGAACCUGGAAGUGGGCAGGAAGAGCCUGCCACGGCCUGAGGAGCGUGUGUGAGGAAAGCGCUGUGGCCAGGAGUGGGGCUCUUUUGAGGGGGAGAGCGCCGGCCUGUGGAUCAGCUGCCCCGAGGCAGAUCCGCAUGUGGGUUAACAUUUCUGUGGCGAUUUUACAAAAUAAACUGUGACAGACUUUUGUUACAUGAACAUACAACAGUGAGUGAGGGUAAAGCUGUGGCUUUCUCUACGAUACUAUAGAAGAAAUUCUUUUCGUUUUUAUUUUUAUUUUUUUAAAGAAAUCUGCCUUUAGCUGUGUGGGGCAAAUUUUUAAUCUUGUAGUAACAUUGAUUAGGGAUAUCAAAUUUAAGGUUAUGUAAAGAUAUGUGAUAAAAUUCCUUUCAUUGUAAAAUAGUAAAGAAUUCAGUUUACACAGACCUUUGUAUUUAAUAUGUCUCCCUAUUUGUACAGAAUUGCAGCUGGGUUUGGAUGAGAGCCCUGGGCUUAAACUUGGAUCUUGAUGAAAUGUUACCAGGAUUGAAAAUUGGGAGGUUAUUAAGCUAUUCAAGGCCUUUUUCCUGAUAUAACUGAAGUGCUGUUCCCCAGGGCACAUUCUUGACAUCAGUCACUAAAGAAAUCGUAAGUUAUUCCCAAAAUAAAAUUUAAAAACAGCAAAAUAAGAAGCACUUUAAGGUAUAAUUUUAUUGAGUUUAACUUCAUGAAAUCAUCUUUUUAAUGCUUGGAGACAUAUUGAAUAAACUAGUCUUAAAUCAUG